CGAUACAAAACUCAUUCUCUCUUGUGGACUUCUCGCGAUCGGACGUUUUUCGGAGUCGGCACCGGAUCGAGAGUUGGAUCCCUUUCCGCCCCAACUCUUGGAAUUUUCUUUCCAAUUGUCUUGGAAAAUAUCUUCUCCGUCGCGUGCGUGUGUGUGAGUGUACCGUGUGGAGUGGAGUUUAUAAAAAGAAGUCGAAAAGUGUUUGCCGUAUCAACAAAAAUAAAAACACCCAAGACGUGUGUUUGUUGUUUUGUCUGUAUAACAGAAAAGUCAUCUUUUGAAACUUCCCCUCUUGGAAUAGAUUCAUAGUCCGUAGCUGAAAAAAAGAUUCCGCUACUGGUUUUGUUAAAAACUAACAGCAUGAAUGAAUAACAAUUUUGGAGAAGGAAAAGGAAGAAGAGAAGCAGUGGAGAAAUCUUUCUACCGAGGAUCACGUGGCUAGCUGUAAGAGAUCCCCACAAAAACGAACGAAAAGAAAAGCAACUGAUUAAAGUCCCGGCCGGAAGUGCCCCAGUGGAACGCGACCCCAACAACAGAGAGCCAGUUCGAGAUGUUGGAGCUGCGGCUUAUCGUGGUCAUUGUGCUCGGCCUGCUCGGCAGCCAGUUGGGCUCAGUGGAUUCCCAGAGACCGCCUCAGCAAGGCAGGCGGCAGGAUCGGACCAAAUAUCCACUAAACAAAUAUGUCAAGACGCAUCCUUGCGAGAGAUCCUCCUGCUACCCGGCUACGGGUAAUCUCCUAAUCGGAAGGGAGAACCGCCUAACGGCCAGUUCCACCUGUGGUCUGCAUUCGCCGGAGAGAUUCUGCAUCCUGUCCCAUUUGCAGGACAAGAAGUGCUUCCUUUGCGACACGCGGGAGGAGACCAAGCAGGAUCCCUAUAAGAACCAUCGCAUCGGACAGGUUAUAUACAAAACCAAGCCUGGAACCAAUCUACCCACCUGGUGGCAGUCGGAGAAUGGCAAGGAAAACGCCACCAUUCAAUUAGAUCUGGAGGCGGAGUUCCACUUUACCCAUUUAAUCAUCACAUUUACCACCUUCCGACCCGCGGCCAUGUACAUCGAGAGAUCUUUCGAUUUCGGAAAUACGUGGCAUGUUUAUAGAUAUUUCGCCUACGACUGCAAAGAAUCCUUCCCGGGAGUGCCCACCGUGUUGGUGAACAUCACCGACGUUAUGUGCACUUCAAGAUACUCCCAUGUGGAGCCUUCAAGAAAUGGUGAAGUGAUCUUUAGGGUGCUGCCACCGAACAUCAAUGUGACGGAUCCCUAUGCGGAGCAUGUGCAGAAUCAACUGAAGAUAACAAAUCUCCGAAUUCAGAUGACCAAGCUGCACAAGCUGGGUGAUAAUCUCUUGGACAGCAGGGUGGAGAACGAGGAGAAGUACUACUAUGGCAUCUCUAAUAUGGUGGUUCGAGGAUCCUGUUCCUGUUACGGCCACGCCUCCCAGUGUCUACCAUUGGAUCCCGCCUUCUCGCAGGCGGACAAUGAAGAUGGCAUGGUACAUGGCCGAUGUGAGUGUACGCACAACACGAAGGGAAUGAACUGUGAAGAGUGCGAGGAUUUCUACAACGAUCUUCCGUGGAAACCGGCCUUUGGAAAGAAAACAAAUGCCUGCAAGAAAUGCGAAUGUAACGGUCACGCCGUUAGCUGUCACUUCGAUGAGGCUGUCUUCACCGCAUCCGGAUUUGUUUCCGGCGGAGUGUGCGACAAUUGCUUGCACAAUACCCAGGGACAACAUUGCGAGGAGUGUAUGCCGUUUUUCUAUCGCGAUCCCGAGCAGGAAAUCCAUUCCGAAAACGUAUGCCAGCCCUGUGAUUGUGAUCCUCAAGGUUCGUUGGAUGAUGGCAUCUGUGACUCUGUAAACGAGCCGGAAAGUGGAGCCGUUGCAGGCGCCUGCCAUUGCAAGGCCUUCGUCAAGGGACGUCGUUGUAAUGAGUGCAAAGAUGGCUACUGGAAUCUACAGCCCGACAAUCCCGAUGGCUGUGAGCCGUGUACUUGCAAUAUCCUAGGCACUCUCAACAAUUCCGGAUGCGUUAUGCGCACGGGAGAGUGCAGGUGUAAGCUGUAUGUUACGGGCAAGGACUGUAAUCAAUGUAUGCCGGAGACCUAUGGACUUUCCGAAUCACCGGAGGGUUGCACCUUGUGUAACUGCGAUGCUGGAGGAUCCUACGAUAAUUACUGCGAUGUUUUGAGUGGUCAAUGUCGGUGCAGGCCUCACAUGACAGGAAGAUCUUGUUCGCAGCCCAAACAGAAUUACUUCAUUCCCUUGCUACCGGAAGUUCAUGAGGCGGAGGUCGUGGAUGAAUGUAUUUCCUAUGGUCCCAAUGGAAACUGCAGCCUGGUGGCUGAAACUCCGGAUGGUAGUUUCACGGGUCCUGGCUUCACCAGGGUUCCAGAGAACACGGAACUGGUCUUCACCGUCGGCGAUAUUCCACGCUCCAUGCCCUACGAUGUGGUUAUACGUUAUCAGAGCACUUCUCGUGGAGACUGGGAGGAUGCCUAUAUCACUCUGGUGAGGCCCGAUCAAGUGGAUCCCAAUGGCGAGUGUGGAGAAGUUGCUGCGGCCACUUCCUCGGAGACCAGGAUACCGUUCUCGCUGCCCGAUCGCAAUCGUCAGGUGGUGGCUUUGAAUAAUGUUUGCCUGGAGGCCGGCAAGGUUUAUAAGUUCCGAAUUUAUUUCGAGAGGAAGCGACUCGAUGCAGACAGUCCCACAGCGACGAUCUUGGUGGAUUCCCUAACUCUCAUUCCACGCAUCGAUGUAACGCCCAUCUUCACGGGUUCCGAACUGGCCGACAUUCGCAGGAAGGACUAUGAGAGAUACAACUGCAAUUCAUCUUUGUACGAUAUGAAUCACAAGCCCGAUCCGAGAUGUAAGGACUUGGAUAAUAUUGUUAGCAUCUUUGUCCACGACGGAGCCAGCAUGUGCAAUUGCAAUCCCACGGGAUCGUUGAGCAAGGUGUGCGAGUCCAAUGGAGGAUUCUGCCAAUGUAAGCCGAAUGUGGUGGGCCGGCAGUGCGAUCAGUGUGCCCCGGGCACCUACGGAUUCGGUCCGGAGGGAUGCAAAGCCUGCGAUUGUGACAGCACCGGAUCGAAGGACAACAACUGCGAUCUGAUCACCGGUCAGUGCCAGUGUGUGCCGAGUACCUAUGGCAGGGAGUGUAACCAGUGCCAGCCGGGAUAUUGGAACUUCCCCAAUUGCCAGGCUUGUCAGUGCAAUGGCCAUGCGGCGCUGUGUGAUCCCAUCCACGGAACCUGUCUGGAUUGUCAGGACUCGACCACGGGCUUCAGCUGCGACAGUUGUCUGGACGGCUACUAUGGAAAUCCCCUGUUUGGCAGCGAGAUUGGAUGCCGACCAUGUCGCUGCCCGGAGACGUUGGCCAGUGGAAUGGCCCAUGCGGAUGGCUGCUUCUUGGACACGCGAAACAACAACAUGCUGUGCCACUGCCAGGAAGGAUACUCCGGCUCCCGUUGCGAGAUCUGUGCGGAUAACUACUUCGGAAUACCGGACAACGGUGGCACUUGCUCCAAGUGUGAGUGCAGCAACAAUGUCGAUCUCUAUGACACCGGUAACUGCGAUCGCCAGACGGGCGCUUGCCUGAAGUGCCUGUAUCAGACGACUGGCGAUCACUGUGAACUCUGCAAGGAUGGAUUCUUCGGGGAUGCACUGCAACAGAAUUGCCAGCAGUGUGACUGCGACUUCCUCGGAACGAAUAAUACGAUAGCUCACUGUGAUCGCUACACGGGUCAGUGUCCUUGCUUGCCGAAUGUAGAGGGUCAGCGAUGCGAUAAGUGUGCCGAGAAUCACUGGAAGAUAGCCUCUGGCGAGGGAUGUGAGGGCUGCAACUGCGAUCCCAUUGGAGCUCUGCACGAGCAGUGCAACUCGUAUGACGGACAAUGCCAAUGUAAGCCCGGAUUCGGAGGCAGGGCUUGCAAUCAGUGUCAGGCUCACUACUGGGGCAAUCCCAACGAGAAGUGCCAGCCCUGCGAGUGCGAUCAAUACGGAUCCGCUGACUAUCAGUGUGACCGGGAGACUGGUCAUUGUGUCUGCCACGAGGGAAUCGGUGGCUACAAGUGUAAUGAGUGCGCCAGGGGCUAUAUUGGACAAUUCCCGCAUUGCUCACCCUGUGGCGAAUGCUUCAACAACUGGGAUUUGAUCUUGACCGCUCUGGAGGAUUCAACGACAGCCACCAUUCGACGGGCCAAGGAAAUCAAGCAAGUGGGCGCCACAGGAGCCUAUACGUCCGAGUUCAGUGAACUGGACAAGAAAUUGCAGCACAUCAGAAAUCUGCUGCAGAACACCUCAGUUAGUCUGGUGGACAUUGAGAAACUGGAUUCGGAAACCAAUGAGCUCAAGCAGCAACUACAGGCAUCCCAUGGUAGAUUAAGCGAAACCGAAAGAAAUCUCGAUGACAUAUACAAUUCGCUGAGUUUAUCGGGUGUUGAGCUCGAGGGUCUGCAAAACCACUCCCGGUUGGUGCAACAACUGUCCAAGGAACUCAAGGAAAACGGCAUUCAGCUGCAGGAAUCGAAUAUCGAAGGAGCUUUGAACCUCACACGGCACGCCUACGAAAGGGUUAGCAAUUUAUCGACCCUCAAGGAGGAGGCCAAUGAGUUGGCCUCCAAUACGGAUAGAAAUUGCAAGAGAGUGGAAACGCUGUCCAACAAGAUCCAAGCCGAGACGGAGGGAUUGGCUAAGAACGACAAAUCCAUUGCGGAUUAUCGCGCGGAGUUGACGUCUCUGACCUCUCAAGUUCCCCAACUGAACAAGCAGGUUUGCGGCAAGGAAGGCGAUCCCUGCGACAGCUUGUGCGGAGGAGCUGGUUGCGGCCAUUGCGGAGGUUUCCUUUCCUGCGAACAUGGCGCCAAAACCCAUUCGGAGGAGGCACUCAAAGUGGCCAAGGACGCUGAGGCGGCCAUUACCAACAAGAAAGAUCAGGCGGAUCAAACCAUAAGGGCUCUUACCCAGGCCAAAUUGAAUGCCUCCGAGGCCUAUGAGAAGGCCAAGCGGGGUUUCGAACAAUCCGAGCGUUAUCUGAAUCAAACCAACGAAAACAUCAAGUUGGCUGAAAACCUUUUCACUGCCGUCACUAAUUUCCAGGAGAACAAGACAGCUUCCCCAGCAGAGAGCAAGCAGUUGGCACAGGAUACUCUGGAGUUGGAUCUGAAACUGGAACCCAAGGAGAUUGAGUCAUUGGGAGCCCAGAUCAAUGAGGCCGUGUCAUCCCUGAAGAAUGUCGAGUCCAUUAUCUACAGGACCAGACCCGAUUUGGACAGGGUCAAUAAUCUGCAGAGUACUGCCAAUGCCACCAAGGAGAAGGCCAAUAAAAUACUGGACUCUGCGAAUUCGGUGGUGGAAAGUCUGGCUGCGGCAGAUGAGUCCCAGGAAAAGGCGCAGGCUGCAAUUCAACAGGCCAACAGCAAUAUUGAGCUGGCCGGCCAGGAUCUGGAGAAGAUCGAUGAGGAAACGGAUUCCGCCGAAGCACCAGCCAAUAAUACCGCCCAGCAGGUUGAGGAACUGGCCAAGAAAGUUCAGCGCCUGCAGAAUAAUAUCGUUAAGAAUGAUCGGGAUGCCAAGGAGAUUACCAAGGAGGCGGGUCGCGUCAAACUGGAGGCCAUGCGUGCCCGCGGCGAGGCUAACAAUUUGCAGUCGGCCACCAGUGCCACCAAUCAGACCCUCACCGACCGAGCAAAUCGCUCCGAGAACGCCAGGGAACGGGCCAAGCAGCUCCUCCAGAGGGCCUCCAAACUAACCGUCGACACCAACGCCAAGCUGAAGGAUCUAAACGAUCUGCAGACCGUCUACAAUAACAAGAACCAGCAGCUGAACGAGCUCAAGGAUGCAAUUGGUCCCUUGAACAAGGUGCUCAACGAGCACCUGAUCCACAUCAAAGAGCGGAGUUCGCACUAUAGGCAGUGUUAUACGUAGAUCCGAGAGGAUUCCUCUGCGCGGCCAUUUUAAUUGCCAUAUUCAUGAACAAUAAGCAAUCUGCUAAUUACGAGAAUCAAGUAAAAUACUACAACAAAAACUAGGAUGGCAACAGUUAUUAUGUAACCACUGUUAAGUUACCGUUACUUUUUGUAUUCUAAGCGAAAUCCAACACUGCAAUGUUAAUUUUAAAAAUUGAGCGAAAAAAAUCGUAUCCCUAUACCAUUUUGUAAUGCAAUUAAUGUAAUUAAAUAAAACUACUUAAAUGUGGAAAUGUCUUGUA
Molecule: messenger RNA, 6203 nt
Organism: Drosophila gunungcola (fruit fly)
Lineage: Eukaryota; Metazoa; Arthropoda; Insecta; Diptera; Drosophilidae
Gene: LanB1
Product: laminin subunit beta-1
Exons: 5
Coding region: 551-5920 (1789 amino acids)
Biological process (GO): substrate adhesion-dependent cell spreading; basement membrane assembly; cell migration
Cellular component (GO): laminin trimer
Source: RefSeq, a predicted model, not a curated record